AUGUCCGGCAACGACGGCAAAACUCCCGUACUCAACUUCAUCACCUACGAACCCGGCUCCAAACCAACCAACAAGGAUCCCACCCUCCGAAGUCGUGUAAGAUCACACGUCACACGCCUACAGCAUCGUAAGGAGCGAGAGAAGAGAAAACUCGCCGGCAGCGCUGGCACGCUUCCGCUGCAGCUUCAGCAUCCCGACGAGCCCUCCGCAGAGCUCGAAGAUGCUUCGUCUACGGUAGGAGCAGUCGACUCCGAGACGUCGAGUCUGAAUAGCCCUGCGACUGCUGGUCCGUCGAGGAACUCCAGCAUCGGUACACACCAAUCCGCCGGCCAUGCAUCUCGGAACUCCAGCAUCAGCGCCCUCCGUUCCGCAGGGACGCAGACCGCCCAGCUCCCCAGACCAAGCGCCGCACAGCUCGUGCGAUCGGGUAAACUCGCUGGCAACGUCUCCCGACAGACCAUCACCUCCGACUCAAACGACCAGAUGGCCGCGUGCUCGCGAACCUAA
Messenger RNA from Zymoseptoria tritici IPO323, 507 nucleotides. RefSeq lists its product as uncharacterized. The transcript has a single exon. The coding region runs from base 1 to 507 and encodes 168 amino acids. The record is from RefSeq and is a predicted model, not a curated record. Lineage: Eukaryota; Fungi; Ascomycota; Dothideomycetes; Mycosphaerellales; Mycosphaerellaceae.